Messenger RNA from Sparassis crispa, 1584 nucleotides. RefSeq lists its product as hypothetical. Lineage: Eukaryota; Fungi; Basidiomycota; Agaricomycetes; Polyporales; Sparassidaceae. The record is from RefSeq and is a predicted model, not a curated record. The coding region runs from base 1 to 1584 and encodes 527 amino acids. The transcript is spliced from 2 exons.
AUGGACGACAUCAUCCCUGAAGUCGUCCACCAUCUCAGGCCCCGCGAAAAUGCAGAUCGCCGCGCCCUUGCUCAGCUAGCUCGCACACGCAGGUCGUUUUGCGUACCGGCGCUGGAUAUUUUGUGGGAAAGUAUGGACGAUGUCUUGCCGCUGUUGAAGAUCCUCUCGAGUUCUCUCGCUUGGAAGCCCAGCGGUCCAGCGAGUCCUGUCUACACGGUGCAUCGACCCAUUUUCAAGUCCGAGUGGCUCCGGUUUCAGUCUUACGCCCGGCGCAUCCACAGCCUCUGUCCUCGCCCACUAUGCCAUAUUGAUUCGUCUGUCUUUGACCGCCUAAGCAGUUACUUAGAGAGAGAUCCGUUGCUCCCUUGUUUGACAUCCUUGACCAUCUCGUGGAGCGGAUGGACUACAUUUGAAUUCGAAGCCCUGUUUUUCGUCUCGCCCUCACUGCGCCAGGUUCGCGUCUCCAUCGAGCUCCCAGACGUGUGGUCUGGUAGGCAGAGCUGCAUCGCCGCAAAAUUUCUGUAUCUCUUGUGCCUGGAGAGUGUGAAUCUCGAACAUCUGACCCUUUGCAGCGGUGCCCAUGGCGCAUACUUGCCGUCUGUUGCGCAAGCGGCCAAUCUGCGAGAGCUGGUGCUGACCGAGUGCAACAUCUCUCCUUCUCUGCUCUCAUCCUGUGCGCAGUUGCCGCUACUGACUGUGUUCCGUGUUAGGUUGCUCGAGCGCCAAGCACCCGAUCUUUCCUGCUGUGGAGCCGGACCCGGAUUCCCUGCGCUGGAGGUCUUGGACGCCAUGGGCGACCUGGGGCCCGUAACGGAAUUGAUCAAGAUCAUCACGUCGCCCCAUCUCCGGUCUUUCUCCUGGACUGAACGUGGCCCCCGUGCGCACACCCGUCAAGAUCUGUACGUCCUCUACUCCGCGCUGUCCUCCAGACAUUCGGCGGCUCUGCGCGAACUCGACAUCUCUUUCGCCCAUUUCGCCAACGGCGCCGACGACUCGGCGCGAGUGGUCGACGCGCUCCGGCCGCUCCUGAAGCUCCGCGCGCUCGAGAAGCUCGCGCUCAAGACCCACGCGCGCGUCUCCCUCGCGUCCAGCCACCUGCACGACAUGGCCUCAUCCUGGCCGCACCUCACCGCGCUCCUCAUCGCAGCAGCCCCGCCGGGCCCCACAGCGCCACGCCUACACUCCCUAGCCGCCGUCGCGCGCAGUUGCCCCGCACUCGCGGUCCUGCGGCUGCCCGGCAUGGACGUGCGGGUGGACGCGCUCGCGGUUCCGCAUCGUCUGCAGACUCUCUGCAUUUGUGCUGCGCCAUCGAGUUUGGUUGCGGACCCGGCGGCGGUGGCGGGGUUCCUCGACGGGCUGUUUCCGGAGGUGGAGAUUGAGGUAGAGGCGGGUGCGAAGGGGGCCUGGGAGGAGGCCGUUGGCGUGCAGGCCGCGCUGCAGCGCGCGAGGCGACUCGGGCUCGGAGUGGUGAGUGGUUGUGGCCUGCGGUUGUGCACCUGGCGUGCCGACUGCUAUGUGUCUCGCCGACGCCUGGAGCCGUCGUUGAUUCUAUGUGGAUCACUUCGUGCUCGUCGUUGUACUUAG